AUGGAUUCGCAAUCACUCGACUAUUGGAUGUCGCAAGGUCAUUACAUCCAUUCGCAUCAGCAGCAUGUGACUUCGUACGAUGUACUGCCAGUAGUUUCGAAAGUGUCAAGCUUGAGCGGAUCACCAGUAUCGUCGACGUAUGAUCAUAUUCCCGCUCCAUUACACCAGGCCUACUAUCCUCACAUCGCCGACGAACCAAAUCCGUUUGGGUCAUAUCACAUGCCAAUGACUCCUCCAGAAUUUAGCUCGGACCAUGACAGCCCGUACUGCAGUCCACAGCCGAUGCCACAUGCAGAGCUAGUCUACGCACAUGGGACUACAUCCCUGACGGCCGAAAAGACACAUAACACAUCCGGGCGUCGAAGAGCACAGAAUCGAGCUGCCCAGCGGGCCUUUCGCGAGCGCAAAGAGAAGCAUGCGCGUGAUCUUGAGGUUCAACUCAGAGCGUUGACCGACAAAUACAACAAACUCGAGGCUUCGCAUGCCGAACUUAAUGACACAUGCGAGAAGCUUCAAAGAACGAUAGAUCUUCUAAAAAAUUCCAACCGUACCGAGGAUGAAGACGAUCCAAGCAAGAGCUUUCGUCGUAAGAGCGGCAGCCCAGACGACCUUCGAAAAACACUCAAGAUGCUUCUUGGAGAGAUUCAGAAUGCUACACUGGUCAAGCCCGGAUUGACUUGA
This is a messenger RNA of Ascochyta rabiei, 681 nucleotides long. RefSeq lists its product as uncharacterized. NCBI's taxonomy places the organism in Eukaryota, Fungi, Ascomycota, Dothideomycetes, Pleosporales, Didymellaceae. The transcript is spliced from 3 exons. Gene Ontology annotation, cellular component: RNA polymerase II transcription regulator complex. Bases 1 to 681 code for a protein of 226 amino acids. Gene Ontology annotation, molecular function: transcription cis-regulatory region binding; DNA-binding transcription activator activity, RNA polymerase II-specific. The record is from RefSeq and is a predicted model, not a curated record.